Molecule: messenger RNA, 4443 nt
Organism: Talpa occidentalis (Iberian mole)
Lineage: Eukaryota; Metazoa; Chordata; Mammalia; Eulipotyphla; Talpidae
Gene: THUMPD1
Product: THUMP domain containing 1
Exons: 4
Coding region: 67-1059 (330 amino acids)
Biological process (GO): tRNA modification
Molecular function (GO): RNA binding
Source: RefSeq, a predicted model, not a curated record
CACAGCGGCGAGGACGCCGAGGCCGUGGAGAAAAACGCUUCUGGCUCGCCUCAGCUCUCGCGCGCCAUGGCGACCCCGGCCGAGCAGCCUCCUCAUCCCGGCGGCGGGAAGCGCAAGGGCAAAGCUCAGUACGUGCAGCCCAAGCGGGCUCGGCGCUGCGAUGGCGUCGGGACCCGGCAGCUGGAGCCCGGGCUCCAGGGCAUUCUCAUCACCUGCAAUAUGAACGAGCGCAAGUGCGUGGAGGAGGCCUACAGCCUGCUCAACGAAUACGGCGACGACAUGUACGGCCCGGAAAAGUUUACAGAUAUUGAUCAGCAGCCCUCUGGAAGUAAGGAAGAAGAUGAUGAUGUGGAGAGUGCCUUGAAGAAAGAAGUUGGGGACAUUAAGGCAUCUACCGAAAUGAGGCUAAGAAGAUUCCAGUCAUUGGAGAGCGGCGCGAAUAAUGUAGUCUUCAUCAAGACGCUUGGGAUAGAGCCUGAGAAAUUGGUACAUCAUAUUCUCCAGGAUAUGCACAAGACCAAGAAGAAGAAGACUCGGGUUAUUCUACGAAUGUUACCCAUCUCAGGCACAUGCAAGGCUUUCUUAGAAGAUAUGAAAAAAUAUGCAGAAACAUUUUUGGAACCCUGGUUUAAAGCUCCAAACAAAGGGACAUUUCAGAUUGUAUACAAAUCUCGAAAUAACAGUCACUUGAAUAGAGAAGAAGUUAUCAAAGAAUUGGCAGGAAUAGUAGGCAGCCUCAAUUCAGAAAAUAAAGUGGAUCUUACCAAUCCACAAUACACAGUGGUAGUAGAAAUCAUUAAAGCUGUCUGUUGCCUGAGUGUUUUGAAAGAUUACAUGUUGUUCAGAAAAUACAAUCUCCAGGAAGUGGUAAAGAGUGCUAAGGAUUCAUCACAGCUUAACCCAAAGCAGACAGCACAAACUAGAAAUGGGAAAGAAGCCAAAUUGGAAUCUGAUGACAAAUUAAAUCAGAAUGACAUAGCAGAAGAAAAAAAUAACCAGCAGAUGGUACCAGAGAAUAAUGAGAAGCUGGGGCAGACAAAACCAGCGUCUGAGACAUAGGUGGUGAAUGAGGGAGGAGCUAAACCUGAACUUGGAUGUAAAGUCGUAGGAGAAUCCAAGUCAAAUGAAAAUGACCUCUCAUAGGAAACAAGUCAUUUGGUGUUGGUUUCUUCACUGGGAUUCUUCGAGAUGUGGCCGAGAUUCUCUAUAAAAUUGUGACAAUGAUUAUUUUUGAAUUCUGUGUGCUGCACAAUGCUGUCUUCACAGUAGUGAGCAAUGUCCGAGAGGCCCUGGUAAGUUUUGUUAGCAAUCUUUCAGCCCUGUAUGACCGUAUGUGGGCAGUAGGCCCAUAUGCACUGGUUGCACUAGGAGAAGCUGGUUGUAGUUGUGAACACGGGAUGGCUUGGAGGAGGAGGGGUCCUCUCCCUUACACACACCCCCUGCGCCCCCCCUUCCCUUCUGCACUGCCAGCUGACUCAUGGGAACAAGUGAGCUCUAUGAAACACACUCGAAGGAAAAUUUAUAUUCUAAGGAAGAAAUUUUUACCUGUCACAAUUCAGCUGUCCCCUGCCGCUUUGUAAUCAUGACAAAAACUUGGUCCUGUAGUUGAAAGUGAAUUUUUUGUGAUAUUUUUGUACUUUCUGUGAUUUUCUUGUUUUUAUAUUAUGCCCAUUUUAGUUACAUUUAUUAACAUUGGCUUGGUACAACAAAUCUUAUGUUCCAGGGCUCCAAUUUUUAAAGGUACGGUGUGAGAUAAAAGAGGACUAUUCUAGGCAUAGACUUACAGGCAUUUGAUGAGGUUAGUACUGAAGAAUUAGAAUUUUCAGUUACUUCAGGAUACGCAUGCACAAAGGGGCACACUCUCUUCACAAUGGAAGCCACUUCUCAGUGGUCUGCUGUGGACUCAUCAUUCAAGCUGUGUUACACCAUUGUGCAUUGUUUGUGAAGUGUGACUGACAAACAGUGUUUGCUCCAACAGAUGUAAUUAAAUCAUAGCCAUUUGAUAAGUGAAGGUGUUGAUUAUUUUAAAUGACUUGGAAUAGCAAAAAAAUUGUUUUUAAGUCACAGUGAAAAGCCUUAAGAAGUAAAUUAUUUAGUAGCAGAACUUAGUCCAGAAGGGAAAACUCACAGAGUUGGCAAGAGUCUAAUAGUACUAAUAUUAGAAUGCAGCCCAAGAAGUUGAAAACUUUAUUCUCAGUUAAAUUAAUAGACUUACUAUAGUGUUUCACUGUGCUAACAAAGUUUUGUGUCAUUAAUGGAAAAGCAGCAGCUUCUCUUUGUGGUUUGACAGGUCAACAGAUUUCACAAAUAUUUGUCAAACUAGCAUUUGUGAGGUAGUAAAUGAUGACAUUCAAGAAAACUUUCUCUGCUGCUUGGUGCCUCCCAGUAUAGCCAGUAUAAAUUUUAAUGACUUUUCUUACCUGAAAUCCAAAACGUUCUUUCUGUCAUCCAUACUCCUGCCUAUCAGUCAGGGGUUGACUGACAAGUGUUGCCUUUGUUUAAUGAAAGAAAAUCCCACUGUUGACAUUAAAGCCACUUUUUUCAUAGAGGUGCUGAUUAAAAAAACAAAACUUGGAGAUGAAGAAAGUUCUGAUAAUGCUACAAAAUUGGUUAACUUUACUAAAGGCCUGUUUAUGCAAGUAUAUUAAAAAAAAAAAACAAACCAAAAAAAAAUACCUGAACAAAGAUCACAUAAAUCUGCUACGUGCAGAAAUCCAGUGGCUUAUCAGAGAGAGUGCUCAGCAGGACACUUGAGUGGACAGGUGAAUUCCCAGAGAACUUAAGAGAGAAUGCGGGGCCAGGUUUCUGAAUGCUUUGGAGAUGAUGACUAGCUACAGAAACACAACAAAGCAAAAAUGAACAAUUAUAAAUCAGAGACAUCCGGCAGGGGAGGAGGCCGAACAGGGAUCGGAGGGAGGGAGGGAGGAGCACAGGGGACUGAGGGGCUGGUGCACGGGUGCAUUGGAGAAGGAAACUGUGGGGACUACACCUGAGGGGGUGGGGGGAAGCAAACAUUAUUAAAAAAUGAACAAUGAUGUAAAAAUAUAAACAAAAGAAAAUAGCCUAUUUAGAUGAACAAAUGCACAUGUUUUUGCAAGGUCAUAGAGAACUUGUCUUUUCUUAAAAGUAAUGGGAUUCUUAGAUUUUAAACUGGUUUGGCAAAUGUUUCCGCAGACACUUGGGCUUAAGAAGGAAGGGCAGCAACAAAUCUCAAGACUUAAGUCCUCCUUUAAGAACCACAAAACCAAAUUAAAUAGAAUUUUGCCAAUACUAAUGUAUGACUAUGAGGAGCCCUUUAAAUCUCAGGCUGGGAUUUUUGUCUUGAGAAAAAGAAUCCUGAGUCUGACAGUUCUGGAUUUCUGUGGAACAAAAGUAACCUUCGAAUUAGUGCUCUCAUACUUUGAGGGUUCCCUUCUUUGGAAAGUUUUCUCAGUGCUUCCUCCAGGCUAAAAAUAAAGCUAGAAGAGACAGACACCAAAGAGGGCUACUAAAUAAGGUGUCCAGAUUGAGGGUAUUAAGAUGUGAAAUUAACUUUUGGAGAUAGAUUCACUCUUAGAUUUAAAAGGUUUGGGAGCAUUCUAAAUGUUAACUCUUCUGUGCCAAUGGUUGCAUUUAUUGAAUGGCUAGUGAACAUGAAAACAUAUUAUCUGAGCUAUUGGUUCUGCUCGAAGCAGACUAGGAUUUUGGCGGGAGGGAGCGCAGAGAAAAGUCAGGGCUUUGCAAAUGUAAAUGAGGCUAGAACUUCCCUUGUAUAUCUUUAAAUAUUUAGGAUGUUAAUAGUUGAAAUCAUUUUGAAAGGAUAAUAAAAGUAUUGUUAGUAUAUUGAGGGGAACAUGGAAGAUAGUAUUUUGGUGCCUUCAUCAGACAUGCUGCGACACUUAGUGCAAAACUUUGGGACUCGGCGUAAUAUUGGCCACAUGCCUACAGGACAGCUAAGCAGCUCUGCUCAGCUGAUUUCCUUUUUCUCUUUGAAAGCUGCUACUCGACAGAAAGAUUUUGAUUUUGUGCUUUGUUUUACCUCCUUUGUAUAUUUGUAUGUGGUAAGGCCUGGCUAGGGCCAAAGCUAUUCCCUAUUUCUAUAGUGCUGUGUUCUUUUGAAAGAUUUGAAAUUGAAAGAUUUGUUUCCAGGUUUAUCACUUGUUUCACUGACGUUUGAACAUGUUAUUUUAUAAAGGAGCUUCGGGGUGGGGAGUGAGUAUUUUUUCUCCCUUCAGUUUUUAUUUAAAAUGAGUCAGUUAAAACUCCAGUGUUGUGGUUUAGUAAACCUGUUUUGCUUUGUAGAGGAAAGAGUGUAAACCUUUGUAUGUUAAGGUUAAACAUGAUUUCUAGACAUUAUUUGUAUUUUGCUUUUGGUAUGGCCAGAUAUUCAGCUUGUUCUUCUAUUUUCAGAAAAUAAUAAUAAAUUUGUUCGUUAAAUGUUGGUGUCUCCACUUUUUAUUUUGC